AUGACCUCGAACAUUGAACGAAAGAUAAUCAACAUACCAAACAACCCAACAGAACUCCGGAUACCCCCUGGCCGGCACCGCUUGGAAUUCACCUUUGACUCUAAACAGGACGCCGGAUACUAUGAGAUCGACCCGGCAGGCGAUCUGACGAUCAAGGUGAUCGAGUACGACUUCACCACUACCGAUGGUCGCGGCCGCCAUCAUAUCCUGAGGACCGCAUUGAUGAAGGUUUCCCGUCAGGUCUUGAUGAACAACUCCACUACCCUCAAGACGAUGCUUAGCGGACCCUUCAAGGAGGCUGGCAGCAACUUUAUUGAGCUCCAUGAAGAUACGGUUCACAGUCUUGAAUUGUGGUUCCGCGUCUUGCAUGGUAAUAUUGGCGAUGGUUCGUAUGAGAUUGAGAGAGUGGAGAUAUGGAACGCGAUCGCGCUUUCUAGAAAGUACUUCUUCCACCUUGAGGAGCUGAACCCCUGGUUUGCGACGUAUUGGUCUCGCCUUGAUAAGAAGAACCUCGAAACCGACGACCUCAAGGAGCUUCUCUAUCCCGCCCAAGCUCUCGAUCAUCCCGUCGCUUUCGCCUACAUCACCAAGACUCUUGCGCAUAUUUGUACGGGACACAUUGAGGAGGAAAACCCGAGUCGUCAUUGGCAGCUCCAUGUCGAAGGCAGGGUCAUUCAACAAAUCAACGCGGCUAAGGGCAGCAUGAGAAAGGAGAUCAUCAAGGGCCUCUUUGAUCCUCUUGAUGAGUUUUGUAAUUGUUCAGUGAAGGAGAAGUCGCUUUGGGAAUACCUUAAGGGCGUUAAGAUGACCAAGAUCUGGCCACUCCACACCAUGCACACCAGAUCCAACCACACGAUAAUCGACAGUCCCGGCUUCGUACAAUGGAAGUGUGUCAUUCCCGAAGGUGCUUGCUUGUCCUGUACAAAGAAGCUCCGUGGUGCCCACAUUGCCAAGACUCGGUCCAAGAUCCUCAACUAUUGGCAAGGAUUGUGUCUCGACUGUAUGAACAUUUCUACUCCCAGGACUGGAGAUAUUGACAAGGACUAUUGGAUGCACAGUAUGAACGAGGAUUGGGGCAAAGGUUGCCGCAUCCAGCAUCAGCGCAACACUUGGUACUUCUCCUUCAUGGGUCGGCUAUCAAUCAUGUCCUCGUUCAUGUGGGAGCAGCAGGAGAGAAAGAAGGCAGCUCAACGUUGUUAUUCUGAUUCCGAUUAGUUUGUUUCUGGUGAGCUUUUGGCCGCCGUGGAACCUAUUCAUUUUGCUUUUGUGAAAUAGGCACGGGCACGGGCUUUGACUUGACUUGUCUUGGAUGGGCGGCAUAGGCGACUGAACUCUCUUUUUUUGCCAACGAAGCUUCUGGUGGACUUUUCAAGGUUGUGGAGCC
Molecule: messenger RNA, 1384 nt
Organism: Hyaloscypha bicolor E
Lineage: Eukaryota; Fungi; Ascomycota; Leotiomycetes; Helotiales; Hyaloscyphaceae
Exons: 4
Coding region: 1-1215 (404 amino acids)
Source: RefSeq, a predicted model, not a curated record